Molecule: messenger RNA, 3286 nt
Organism: Beta vulgaris subsp. vulgaris (sugar beet)
Lineage: Eukaryota; Viridiplantae; Streptophyta; Magnoliopsida; Caryophyllales; Amaranthaceae
Product: pentatricopeptide repeat-containing protein At4g21880, mitochondrial
Exons: 16
Coding region: 86-2689 (867 amino acids)
Molecular function (GO): protein binding
Source: RefSeq, a predicted model, not a curated record
UUUUAACAGGAGGACCGAACUCAAAACCAAAACCCCCCACAAAACCCCCCACCAUUACACUGCGCUGCGCCUGGUGGCCGAUGAAAUGCCCCGCACCAACGUCAAAAUUCUCAGCACCCUCUUUCGCACCGCCGUUAAAGUAACCUCCUCUGCUCCUUCCAUCGUUAAAGACGCCGUUACUUCCACUAAAAAAAAGAAAUUACGCUCUCACCCUCCCCCUCCCCCUCCUCCACCUCCACCUCCACCUCCACCUCCUCCUCCUUCUUCAGGGGUAAAAUCGUCUUUGCGCAAGAAACCUUCUCAACAAAAUUAUCAAACUUCCUCCAACACCUCUAAUCCCCUUCCAGAAGGAGAUUCAGUUGAGCAAGCAACACAUGGCAUAUCUUCAAUAUUGUGUGGUACCACAGACUGGGAAAUCGAUGAUCCAUCUGACACGGAAGUGGCUAAUGAUGACAAGGCAUUAGAAGAUGAUUCUGACUUGCCUUGGUUUUCCAAUCUUUUUAAUAGCAGUAUGUCACUGCGUCGUAAAGAGUUAUCUCGGGAUCGAAAAAAUAAAUGGAUUUUCAAGAACACCCAAAAGCUACGUUUUGAUAAGUUGGUUAAUAUGUGCUUAGAUAAAGUGGGAUCAGGUUCAACUUUUCAUGUGUUAUAUAAAUUAGGUCGAGGGACAGGUUUGAAAGAGUAUAAUGCUUUCAUAAAAGGUUGCAUAGAGACAGCUAGAAAUAGCAAAGAUGAAUUGUUUCAGGUGCAACAGAUCUUGGAGGCAUAUCGGCUGCUUCAAUUGAUGAAGGAACGGGGUUUUCCAAUAGAAGAGGAUGCAUUUGGCCCAUUUUUCUUGUAUCUAAUUGACAUGCAUAUGGAUGAACAGUUUUCACUUCUUCUUGAGAUUGUUAAAGAGGAGGAUCCUAAUUUACAUCCACGAUUAGGCUACUAUGAGAUGCUUUUUUGGAUUGAGAUGAAUAACGAAGAAAAGGUUCAGGAGCUUUGCCAGCAGAUUGCCACUGGUGAGAGCGAAUUGGGAACAUUAUUGCAUGAAAAUUAUUUGUUGGCUCUGUGUGAAAGAGAUAGAAAGAAGGAGCUUCUUCAGUUGCUAGACAUCAUAGACAUAACCAGAGUUUCCUCGUUGGAUAAUGUAGCUAGCAUAUUUAGAUCUCUUGGGCGGCUAUCAUUGGAAGCUUUUGCAGAGUUGUUUGUCUUGGUAUUGAAAGAUUGUGAUCACAGGGCUGAAAGUAUUUCAGAUUUAAUCUACUCUUAUGCAUCUAGCUUGAGAAAUACAUCGGUUGAGGAAGUUAUUUUGAAAUUCAAAGAGAUGCAUGGAAAAAUGGAUCUUGCUCUUUUGGCUGGAUCAUAUGAGAAACUCAUUGAUUUUUGUCUUGAUUCCACUAAGGUCUAUAUGGCUUUGGAUUUAGUUGAUGAGAUGUGUGAAGCAGGUUUAUCCUUAUCCACGGGAGCACUCAAUGCCAUAUGUCAUGCCUGUGAGGAGAGCUGUGAAUAUAUGCUGGCUCGUCGGAUCUAUAAAAUGCUCUGUGACCACAAAUUGAAGCCAAAUACUGAGACGUUCAGAAGUAUUAUAAACUUGAACGUUAGAAUGAAAGAUUUUGAUAAUGCAUAUGCCGUGUUAAAAGAUUUGGGAAAGAUGAAUUUGGUGCCUUCAGCAAGUAUGUACAAUGCUAUAUUGGCUGGUUGUUAUAGAGAGAAAAACAAGAAUGGUGUGCUCAGGGUUCUCAAAGAAAUGAAAGAUGCGGAUGUCAAACCAGAUUCUCAGACUUUCAGCUAUCUGAUAAGCAACUGUGCAUGUGAAGAAGACAUUAUUAAGUAUUAUGAACAACUGGAGGAUGUUGGUGUUAAUCCAACAAAGCAAGUUUUCAUGGCACUCAUAAAUGCAUAUGCUGCAACUGGCCAAUUUGAGAAGGCCAAGGAGGUUGUCAAAGAGAAAGGAAUACUUACGAAGAACUUGCAUGAAAUCAAAAGUACUCUUGUCUCGUCUCUGGCAUCACAUGGAAAAAUGUCUGAUGCACUGGCCAUUUACAAGGAAAUGAAAAAGAAUGGUUUCUCUUUGGAGCCAAAGGCCGUUAUAUCUCUCAUCGAAAACCAGCAUUAUAAAGGAGACUUGAAGGUAUUGCUCAGCUUGCUUGAAGAUUUGAAUGAUCCACAAUAUUGGAUUGAUGGUUGCUGCAGACUUAUCUUGUACUGUGUUCGGAACAAGGAAUUGAGGACUGCUGUUGAUUUGUUGAAAAAACUUUCUGAUAAUUGUCGGGAUGAUGAUUUGGCUAGAGAAGUUAUUUUUGAUGAGGUAUUUUCACACAUUGCGGAUUCAGAGCAUCCUGAAUUGCAGAUCGGAAUAGACUUGCUCCAAGCUAUUAAGGAGGAUCUGAAGUUGUACCCUUCACGAAAAUGUCUGGAUUUUCUACUUAGUGCUUGUGUUAAUGGGAAGGAUCUCCAGAAAGCCCGAUUGGUGUGGAAGGAGUAUAAGAUAAAUGGUCUUCCAUACAACAUUUUAAGCUACUUGAGGAUGUACCAGGCAUUCCUGAUUUCAGGAGAUGCAGCAGCAGCCAAACAUUUUCUGAGUAAAAUACCGAAAGAUGAUCCACAUGUUCUGUCUGUGCUUCACGCGUGCCGUGUAACCUAUGCAAAGCCCAGGGAGGAAAAAAAGAAGGAAAAGAAAAAGAAAAAGAAGAAAAAAACAUAGAGGAAGAAGGGAGAGAGAUGGGUUGCACCAUUGAGAAUCUCCAAUUGAAAUGAUAGCUAGAGGUCAAGUGCUCUUGCUUGUUAAUAUCUUGUUUUUUGAUUAUCAUCUCACUUUCAGUGAUUAACCGAAGGCCAUUUCUUCUUACGGAAGGUUCCUUGGGCUUUACCGCCAUAAUUUGAGUUGGCUUAAGCUAAAGGAUCAGAUUAAUUUUCAUUCAUUCGAACGGAGUCGUGCUCAUGGAUGAUGACUCAUGCUAGUUCAUACUUGUCGAUGGGACUACUCCAUCCUGUUGAAGUUGUAAAAGUCUGGAUUAAAGCUUGGAUCGCCUAACUAUCCUUGAGAAAGUAUAUACGGGAUAGUUGAAGUUUGUACACUUCGUUUAAGCUCAAUUUUUUUGGCUGGAUCAUCAUGAACAUAUGAUGAAUUACAGAGAAAUAGGAAUUUAGUUCUUUGCCAAGCAAGCUUUCUUGUGCUACAUUUAAUUUUCUUGAAGCUGAUUAAUGGAAGUCAGAUGUUGUAAGAGCGAAUCAUUGUGAGAAUCAAGGGAUAUGACAAAUUUAAAUAAACAUUGCAUUAAGAAUGCAAAGUUUUUCCUCU